Molecule: messenger RNA, 1128 nt
Organism: Yamadazyma tenuis ATCC 10573
Lineage: Eukaryota; Fungi; Ascomycota; Pichiomycetes; Serinales; Debaryomycetaceae
Gene: CTU1
Biological process (GO): tRNA wobble position uridine thiolation
Cellular component (GO): mitochondrion; cytosolic tRNA wobble base thiouridylase complex
Molecular function (GO): tRNA binding
Source: RefSeq, a predicted model, not a curated record
AUGACCGUUGAACAGAAAAAGGAUAAGAAGUUGAAAGUAACACAGUUAUGUGAGUUAUGUCAUGGGCGUAAGGCGGUGAUGAAGAGACCUAAAAACCUCCAGAAGCUAUGUAAAGAGUGUUUUUUCCUUGUGUUUGAAACCGAAAUCCACAACACCAUAACGGAUGCAAAACUUUUCUACAAGGGUGAAACAGUGGCUCUUGGAGCUUCUGGUGGCAAGGAUUCCACUGUUCUAGCCAGUGUAAUGAAGACAUUGAAUGAGCGUUAUGACUAUGGGCUUCAUUUGGUGCUAUUGUCUAUUGAUGAAGGUAUCAAAGGCUACAGGGAUGACUCUUUGGCUACAGUGAAAAGAAACCAGGCACAAUACGAGAUGCCGCUAGAGAUUGUAUCGUAUAAAGAGCUUUAUGACUGGACUAUGGACGAGAUUGUUGCAUGCUCAGGAAUGAGAAACUCGUGUACUUAUUGUGGAGUUUUAAGACGUCAAGCCUUGGAUAGAGGUGCUGCGAAGUUGGGUAUAAAUCAUGUAUUAACAGGACAUAAUGCUGAUGAUAUGGCAGAAACAGUGUUAAUGAACGUGCUCAGAGGAGACUCCAAAAGACUAGACAAGUCUUGUACUAUCAAGACCGAAUCUGCCGAUUCUCCUAUCAAAAGAUCCAAACCUUUCAAGUACACCUACCAGAAGGAAAUUGUUUUGUAUGCCCAUUACAAGAAAUUGGAUUAUUUUUCUACCGAGUGUACGUAUGCCCCCGAAUCAUUCCGAGGCACCACCAGAGAACUUUUAAAGGCAUUGGAAUCAAUCAGACCUUCUUGUAUUAUGGACCUCAUUUACAGUGGAGAGCAUUUUGAGUUGAGAAAGAAACAGGUGACCACCACAUACAAAAAUAAUAAGAAGAAGUUGCCCGAGCAAGAAGUCAACCCUGACGGGUCCGUGCUGUUAAAGAAGACGCCCGCUCCAGGGGAAGCACGGAAAUGUGAUAAGUGUGGAUAUCUUUCUUCCAACAAAAUCUGCAAAGCAUGCUUCUUAUUGGGGGGAUUGGAGGCCAACCGGGCAAAAGUCACCCUCGACAAUAAUACAUACAUUGAUGGUGCUGCCAAGCUAACCAAGACGCUUGAACACCUAUCAUUCUAA